AUGAUUAUAUCAUUAUAUUUUUUUGUUUUAUUUUUCAAGACAACUCUCGUAUUUUUAUUUAUAAUAAAAUAUAUUAAGUAUGCGCUGAGCAUUCUUAAUAAUACUAAUGAUGAAAUAAAUAAAUAUAAGACUCCAUUUAAUAAUUCAAUAGAAUAUAAUUGUGGUCAAAAUGAAAAAAAAAAUAAAGAGAGUGAGGAAAAAAAGAGUGAAGAUGAAGAGUAUGACGAAUGUAUAGGAGGAUCACCUACUUGUAGUGUUUCUGAAUUCUCAAAUACAAGUAAAACUAACAGUUCAUUUUCAAAAAGUUAUUCUAAUUAUUGUUUAAAAAGUAAUAGAAUACCUAAGUAUGUUACUGAAUUUUGGAAGUAUGACAAACCCUCUACACUCACAUCGAUAAUUGACAAUAGACCACCAUUCAAAAAAUAUGUAACAUCAAUAGAAAAAGAUUCUACUAUUGACCAUACCAUUGAUUUAAAAAAUAUAGAAAAACAAAUACAAAAUCAAACUGAAAAAUGUUCUUGUUCACCUAAAUUUAAAGUUCACAGAAUUUCAGACAACAACAAUCUAAUACUUUACGAAUUUGGGAGUUUUAAUUCAAUUAAACGUCAUGUUAAAAUAUACAAUUCAAAUGUCACAAUUCGCGUAGGUGGUGGUUGGAAGUCUUUAGAAGAGUUUUUUUGUAAAAUAGAUCCAUGUCGUCUAAAAAAAACUCAUUAUAAUAAACUAAAUAAUACAUCAACACUUUUAAAACAAAAAUCAUUAGAUUCUAACUUUAAUGGGACAAUUUUAACAACAUACACUUCAUUAAAAAAUUUAAAAACUAUGAAAGAAGAUAAUUAUGAUCAACAAAAAUUAAAAUGUAGUCCAAAAUAA
Messenger RNA from Strongyloides ratti, 873 nucleotides. Its product is annotated as Short stop. The transcript has a single exon. The coding region runs from base 1 to 873 and encodes 290 amino acids. Lineage: Eukaryota; Metazoa; Nematoda; Chromadorea; Rhabditida; Strongyloididae. Gene Ontology annotation, molecular function: microtubule binding. The record is from RefSeq and is a predicted model, not a curated record.